Messenger RNA from Closterium sp. NIES-65, 8310 nucleotides. NCBI's taxonomy places the organism in Eukaryota, Viridiplantae, Streptophyta, Zygnematophyceae, Desmidiales, Closteriaceae. The record is from the annotation of a GenBank genome assembly.
AUGGACGUGGACGUGGACGUGGACGUAAACAUGGACGUGGAGGACGUAGACGUGGUCAUGGACGUGGACGUGGACAGGGACGUGGACGUGGAGGUGGACGUGGACAUGGACGUGGACGUGGACGUGGAGGUGGACGUGGAGGUGGACAUGGACGUGGACAUGGACGUGGACAUGGACGUGGACAUGGACAUGGACGUGGACGUAGAAAUGGACGUGGACGUGGACGUGGACAUAGACGUGGACGUAGAUGUGGACGUGGCCGUAGACGUAGACGUGGACGUGGACGUGGACGUAGAAAUGGACGUGGACGUGGACGUGGACGUGGACAUGGACGUGGACAUGGACGUGGACGUGGACGUGGACGUAGAAAUGCACGUGGACGUGGACGUGGACAUGGACGUGGACGUAGACGUGGACGUGGACGUAGAAAUGGACGUGGACGUGGACAUGGAGGUGGACGUGGACGUGGACGUGGACAUGGACGUGGACGUGGACGUGGACGUAGACGUGGACGUGGACAUGGACGUGGACUUGGACCUGGACGUGGACAUGGACGUGGACAUGGACGUGGACGUGGACGUGGACGUGGACGUGGACGUGGACGUGGACAUGGACGUGGACGUGGACAUGGACGUGGACGUGGACAUGGACGUGGACAUGGACGUGGACAUGGACGUGGACGUGGACAUGGACGUGGACGUGGACAUGGACGUGGACGUGGACGUGGACGUGGACGUGGACAUGGACGUGGACAUGGACGUGGACUUGGACGUGGACGUGGACAUGGACGUGGACGUGGACAUGGACGAAGACGUGGACGUGGACGUGGACGUGGACGUGGACAUGGACGUGGACGUGGACGUGGACAUGGACGUGGACGUGGACAUGGACGUGGACGUGGACGUGGACGUGGACAUGGACGUGGACGUGGACAUGGACGUGGACGUGGACGUGGACGUGGACGUGGACGUAGACAUGGACGUGGACGUGGACGUGGACGUGGACCUGGACGUGGACGUGGACGUGGACGUGGACGUGGACGUGGACCUGGACGUGGACGUGGACGUGGACGUGGACGUGGACGUGGACAUGGACGUGGACGUGGACCUGGACGUGGACGUGGACGUGGACGUGGACGUGGACGUGGACGUGGACGUGGACGUGGACGUAGAAAUGGACGUGGACGUGGACGUGGACAUGGACGUGGAUGUGGACGUAGAAAUGGACGUGGACGUGGACGUGGACGUGGACAUGGACAUGGACGUGGACGUAGACGUGGACGUGGACGUGGACGUGGACCUGGACAUGGACGUGGACGUGGACGUGGACGUGGACGUGGACCUGGAAAUGGACGUGGACGUGGACGUGGACGUGGAGGUGGACGUGGACAUGGACAAGGACGUAGAAAUGGACGUGGACGUGGACGUGCACAUGGACGUGGACGUGGACGUGGACAUGGACGUGGACGUGGACAUGGACGUGGACGUAGAAAUGGACAUGGACGUGGACGUGGACAUGGACGUGGACGUAGACGUGGACGUGGACGUGGACGUAGACGUGGACGUGGACAUGGACGUGGACUUGGACGUGGACGUGGACAUGGACGUGGACAUGGACGUAGACGUGGACGUGGACGUGGACAUGGACGUGGACGUGGACGUGGACAUGGACAUAGACGUGGACAUGGACGUGGACGUUGACAUGGACGUGGACAUGGACGUGGACAUGGACGUGGACGUGGACAUGGACGUGGACGUGGACAUGGACGUGGACGUAGAAAUGGACGUGGACGUGGACGUAGACAUGGACGUAGGCAUGGACGUGGACGUAGAAAUGGACGUGGACGUGGACGUGGACGUGGACGUGGACGUAGACAUGGACGUGGACGUGGACGUGGACCUGGACGAGGACGUGGACGUGGACGUGGACGUGGACAUGGACGUGGACGUGGACGUGGACAUGGACGUGGACGUGGACGUGGACGUGGACGUGGACGUGGACGUGGACGUGGACGUGGACAUGGACGUGGACGUGGACGUGGACAUGGACGUGGACGUGGACGUGGACGUGGACAUGGACGUGGACGUGGACGUGGACGUAGAAAUGGACGUGGACGUGGACAUGGACGUGGACGUGGACGUGGACGUAGAAAUGGACGUGGACAUGGACGUGGACGUGGACGUGGACGUGGACAUGGACGUGGACGUAGAUGUGGACGUGGACGUGGACGUGGAUGUGGACGUGGACCUGGACAUGGACGUGGACGUGGACGUGGACGUGGACGUGGACGUGGACAUGGACGUGGACAUGGACGUGGACGUGGACGUGGACGUGGACGUGGACGUGGACAUGGACGUGGACGUGGACGUGGACAUGGACGUGGACGUGGACGUGGACGUGGACGUGGACGUGGAGGUGGACGUGGACAUGGACAAGGACGUAGAAAUGGACGUGGACGUGGACGUGCACAUGGACGUGGACGUGGACAUGGACGUGGACGUGGACAUGGACGUGGACGUAGAUGUGGACGUGGACGUGGACGUAGACGUGGACGUGGACGUGGACGUAGACGUGGACGUGGACGUGGACGUGGACGUGGACAUGGACGUGGACAUGGACGUGGACGUGGACGUGGACAUGGACGUGGACAUGGACGUGGACAUGGACGUGGACAUGGACGUGGACGUGGACCUGGACGAGGACGUGGACGUGGACGUGGACGUGGACAUGGACAUGGACGUGGACGUGGACAUGGACGUGGACAUGGACGUGGACGUGGACAUGGACGUGGACAUGGACGUGGAUGUGGACGUGGACAUGGACGUGGACAUGGACAUGGACGUAGAAAUGGACGAGGACGUGGAUGUGGACGAGGACGUGGACGUGGACGUGGACGUGGACAUGGACGUGGACAUGGACGUGGACGUGGACCUGGACGAGGACGUGGACGUGGACGUGGACGUGGACAUGGACGUGGACGUGGACGUGGACAUGGACGUGGACGUGGACGUGGACGUGGACGUGGACGUGGACGUGGACGUGGACGUGGACAUGGACGUGGACGUGGACGUGGACAUGGACGUGGACGUGGACGUGGACGUGGACAUGGACGUGGACGUGGACGUGGACGUAGAAAUGGACGUGGACGUGGACAUGGACGUGGACGUGGACGUGGACGUAGAAAUGGACGUGGACAUGGACGUGGACGUGGACGUGGACGUGGACAUGGACGUGGACGUAGAUGUGGACGUGGACGUGGACGUGGAUGUGGACGUGGACCUGGACAUGGACGUGGACGUGGACGUGGACGUGGACGUGGACGUGGACAUGGACGUGGACAUGGACGUGGACGUGGACGUGGACGUGGACGUGGACGUGGACAUGGACGUGGACGUGGACGUGGACAUGGACGUGGACGUGGACGUGGACGUGGACGUGGACGUGGAGGUGGACGUGGACAUGGACAAGGACGUAGAAAUGGACGUGGACGUGGACGUGCACAUGGACGUGGACGUGGACAUGGACGUGGACGUGGACAUGGACGUGGACGUAGAAAUGGACGAGGACGUGGAUGUGGACGUGGACGUGGACGUAGACGUGGACGUGGACGUGGACGUAGACGUGGACGUGGACGUGGACGUGGACGUGGACAUGGACGUGGACAUGGACGUGGACGUGGACGUGGACGUAGACGUGGACGUGGACGUGGAGAUGGACGUGGACAUGGACAAGGACGUAGAAAUGGACGUGGACGUGGACGUGCACAUGGACGUGGACGUGGACGUGGACAUGGACGUGGACGUGGACAUGGACGUGGACGUAGAAGUGGACGUGGACAUGGACGUGGACGUAGACGUGGACGUGGACGUGGACGUAGACGUGGACGUGGACGUGGACGUGGACGUGGACGUGGACGUGGACGUGGACAUGGACGUGGACAUGGACGUGGACGUGGACGUGGACGUAGAAAUGGACGUGGACGUGGACGUGGACGUGGAAUUGGACAUGGACGUGGACGUGGACGUGGACGUAGAAAUGGACGUGGACGUGGACGUGGACAUGGACGUGGACGUAGACGUGGACGUGGACGUGGACGUAGAAAUGGACGUGGACGUGGACGUGGACGUGGACAUGGACAUGGACGUGGACGUGGACAUGGACGUGGUCAUGGAUAUGGAGGUGGACGUGGACGUGGACGUGGACGUGGACAUGGACGUGGACGUGGACGUGGACGUGGACGUGGACGUAGACGUGGACGUGGGCAUGGACGUGGAUUUGAACCAGGACGUGGACAUGGACGUGGACAUGGAGGUAGACGUGGACGUGGACAUGGACGUGGACUUGGACGUGGACGUGGACAUGGACGUGGACAUGGACGUAGACGUGGACGUGGACGUGGACAUGGACGUGGACGUGGACGUGGACGUGGACAUGGACGUGGACGUGGACAUGGACGUGGACGUGGACGUGGACAUGGACGUGGACAUGGACGUGGACAUGGACGUGGACGUGGACAUGGACGUGGACGUGGACAUGGACGUGGACGUGGACGUGGACGUGGACGUGGACGUGGACAUGGACGUGGACAUGGACGUGGACUUGGACGUGGACGUGGACUUGCACGUGGACGUGGACAUGGACAAGGACGUAGAAAUGGACGUGGACGUGGACGUGCACAUGGACGUGGACGUGGACGUGGACAUGGACGUGGACGUGGACAUGGACGUGGACGUAGAAAUGGACGUGAACGUGGACGUGGACAUGGACGUGGACGUAGACGUGGACGUGGACGUGGACGUGGCCGUCGAGGUGGAGGCAGACGUGGACGUGGACGUGGACGUGGACGUGGACAUGGACGUGGACAUGGACGUGGACGUGGACGUGGACGUAGAAAUGGACGUGGACGUGGACGUGGACGUGGACAUGGACGUGGACAUAGACAUGGACGUGGACGUGGUCGUAGAAAUGGACGUGGACGUGGACAUGGACAUGGACGUGGACGUAGACGUGGACGUGGACGUAGAAAUGGACGUGGACGUGGACGUGGACGUGGACAUGGACAUGGACGUGGACGUGGACGUGGACAUGGACGUGGACAUGGACGUGGACGUGGACGUGGACGUAGACGUUGACGUGGACAUGGACGUGGACUUGGACAUGGACGUGGACAUGGACGUGGACAUGGAUGUGGACGUGGACGUGGACGUGGACGUGUACAUGGACGUGGACGUGGACGUGGACAUGGACGUGGACGUGGACGUGGACAUGGACGUGGACAUGGACGUGGAUAUGGACGUGGACGUGGACAUGGACGUGGACAUGGACGUGGACGUGGACGUGGACGUGGACGUGGACGUGGACAUGGACGUGGACAUGGACGUGGACUUGGACGUGGACGUGGACAUGGACGUGGACGUGGACAUGGACGUAGACGUGGACGUGGACGUGGACAUGGACGUGGACGCGGACGUGGACGUGGACAUGGACAUGGACGUGAACGUGGACAUGGACGUGGACGUGGACAUGGACGUGGACGUGGACAUGGACGUGGACGUGGACAUGGACGUAGACGUGGACGUGGACGUGGACGUGGACGUGGACGUGGACGUAGACGUGGACGUGGACGUGGACGUGGACAUGGACGUGGACGUAGACGUGGACGUGGACAUGGACGUGGACGUGGACCUGGACGUGGACGUGGACGUGGACGUGGACAUGGACGUAGACAUGGACGUGGACGUGGACGUGGACCUGGACGUGGACGUGGACGUGGACGUGGACGUGGACGUGGACAUGGACGUGGACGUGGACGUGGACAUCGACGUCGACGUGGACGUGGACGUGGACGUGGACGUGGACAUGGACGUGGACGUCGACGUGGACAUGGACGUGGACGUGGACGUGGACGUGGACAUGGACGUGGACGUGGACGUGGACGUAGAAAUGGACGUGGACGUGGACGUGGACAUGGACGUGGACGUGGACGUGGACGUAGAAAUGGACGUGGACGUGGACGUGGACGUGGACGUGGACGUGGACAUGGACGUGGACGUGGACGUGGACGUGGACGUGGACAUGGACGUGGACGUGGACGUGGAUGUGGACGUGGACGUGGACGUAGUUAUGGACGUGGACGUGGACGUGGACAUGGACGUGGACAUCGACGUGGACAUGGACAUGGACAUGGACGUGGACAUGGACAUGGACAUGGACAUGGACGUGGACGUGGACAUGAACGUGGACGUGGACGUGGACGUAGAAAUGGACGUGGACGUGGAUGUAGAAAUGGACGUGGACGUGGACGUGGAAGUGGAUAUGGACGUGGACGUGGACAUAGACGUGGACGUGGACGAGGACAUGGACGUGGACGUGGACGUAGACGUGGACGUGGACGUGGACGUGGACAUGGACGUGGACGUGGACGUGGACGUGGACGUGGACAUGGACGUGGACGUGGACGUGGAUGUGGACGUGGACGUGGACGUAGUUAUGGACGUGGACGUGGACGUGGACGUGGACGUGGACAUGGACGUGGACAUGGACGUGGACAUGGACAUGGACAUGGACGUGGACGUGGACGUGGACGUAGACGUGGACGUGGGCAUGGACGUGGAUUUGAACCAGGACGUGGACAUGGACGUGGACAUGGAGGUAGACGUGGACGUGGACAUGGACGUGGACUUGGACGUGGACGUGGACAUGGACGUGGACAUGGACGUAGACGUGGACGUGGACGUGGACAUGGACGUGGACGUGGACGUGGACGUGGACAUGGACGUGGACGUGGACAUGGACGUGGACGUGGACGUGGACAUGGACGUGGACAUGGACGUGGACAUGGACGUGGACGUGGACAUGGACGUGGACGUGGACAUGGACGUGGACGUGGACGUGGACGUGGACGUGGACGUGGACAUGGACGUGGACAUGGACGUGGACUUGGACGUGGACGUGGACUUGCACGUGGACGUGGACAUGGACAAGGACGUAGAAAUGGACGUGGACGUGGACGUGCACAUGGACGUGGACGUGGACGUGGACAUGGACGUGGACGUGGACAUGGACGUGGACGUAGAAAUGGACGUGAACAUGGACGUGGACAUGGACGUGGACGUAGACGUGGACGUGGACGUGGACGUAGACGUGGACGUAGACGUGGACGUGGACGUGGACAUGGACGUGGACAUGGACGUGGACGUGGACGUGGACGUAGAAAUGGACGUGGACGUGGACGUGGACGUGGACAUGGACGUGGACAUAGACAUGGACGUGGACGUGGUCGUAGAAAUGGACGUGGACGUGGACGUGGACAUGGACGUGGACGUAGACGUGGACGUGGACGUAGAAAUGGACGUGGACGUGGACGUGGACGUGGACAUGGACAUGGACGUGGACGUGGACGUGGACAUGGACGUGGACAUGGACGUGGACGUGGACGUGGACGUAGACGUGGACGUGGACAUGGACGUGGACUUGGACAUGGACGUGGACAUGGACGUGGACAUGGAUGUGGACGUGGACGUGGACGUGGACGUGUACAUGGACGUGGACGUGGACGUGGACAUGGACGUGGACGUGGACGUGGACAUGGACGUGGACAUGGACGUGGAUAUGGACGUGGACGUGGACAUGGACGUGGACGUGGACAUGGACGUGGACGUGGACGUGGACGUGGACGUGGACAUGGACGUGGACAUGGACGUGGACUUGGACGUGGACGUGGACAUGGACGUGGACGUGGACAUGGACGUAGACGUGGACGUGGACGUGGACAUGGACGUGGACGCGGACGUGGACGUGGACAUGGACGUGGACGUGAACGUGGACAUGGACGUGGACGUGGACAUGGACGUGGACGUGGACAUGGACGUGGACGUGGACAUGGACGUAGACGUGGACGUGGACGUGGACGUGGACGUGGACGUAGACGUGGACGUGGACGUGGACGUGGACAUGGACGUGGACGUAGACGUGGACGUGGACAUGGACGUGGACGUGGACCUGGACGUGGACGUGGACGUGGACGUGGACAUGGACGUAGACAUGGACGUGGACGUGGACGUGGACCUGGACGUGGACGUGGACGUAGACGUGGACGUGGACGUGGACAUGGACGUGGACGUGGACGUGGACGUGGACGUCGACGUGGACGUGGACGUGGACGUGGACGUGGACAUGGACGUGGACGUCGACGUGGACAUGGACGUGGACGUGGACGUGGACGUGGACAUGGACGUGGACGUGGACGUGGACGUAGAAAUGGACGUGGACGUGGACGUGGACAUGGACGUGGACGUGGACGUGACGUAG